This is a messenger RNA of Didymodactylos carnosus, 564 nucleotides long. NCBI's taxonomy places the organism in Eukaryota, Metazoa, Rotifera, Eurotatoria, Philodinida, Philodinidae. The record is from the annotation of a GenBank genome assembly.
AUGGUACUAGAUGGAGAAAACCGUGUUAUGCUUUCAUACCAGCAUGGUAGUAUAACUGCCGUUAAAGCAGUUUACAAUAUGUUAAUGGCAGCGAAUAUUCCUGUUUGGUUCGAUAAGCAAGACUUGAAAGGCGAUAUAUACGACGGGAACUAUCCACAUGGAAAACAGUACUCACCAAUUGACGUUGUGAAGGAAGAACAUUUGCCUUUUAGUGAUGUAUCAGAGGAAGAACAAUCUCUCUUCAAAGAAUAUUCUGAUAAAGGUCAGAUUCUAUGGGUACUAGAUGGUUAUGAUGAAUUUUUUCAGAAUAUGCCAGAACAUCUACAGAAGGUCUUUGACCAUAUACGCGAGACACAACAUCAUAUCUUAACAUCACGUCCUUAUGCCAUUGCAUUACUAUAUGAUGUUAAAUUGGAAAUAACUGGAUUCACAAAUGAUAAUAUUACCGAAUAUGUCGAAGAUUUCUUCGAUCAGAUUAAAGACGAAACAUCGAUAGCAUCACCUGAAGGCAACAAGCUUCUAAGAUACUUAGAAUCGCACCCAAUAUUUGAGGUAUUCCCGUGA